This is a messenger RNA of Ipomoea triloba (trilobed morning glory), 2206 nucleotides long. RefSeq names its product transcription factor MYB17. The coding region runs from base 978 to 1934 and encodes 318 amino acids. Lineage: Eukaryota; Viridiplantae; Streptophyta; Magnoliopsida; Solanales; Convolvulaceae. The transcript has 4 exons. The record is from RefSeq and is a predicted model, not a curated record.
CAUUAAAUUCUUCUUCCGUGUUAUAUUGCAUCAAUCAUUUAUUUCUCCUCGUUUCUUGAAGGCACAUAGAGUAAAGAGGCAAACAUUAUUUGUGAUUCUCUGUGUGUAUAUGCAUAUACAUUUUUAUAGGCAUAAAAGGAGAAUAGUGUCACUACUUAGUUUUAGUUAAAUUGCUUGGACAUACACAUUAUACUUGUAUGGACCUAAUGUUGGAAACGAUACUUUUAAAACAGGUAAAAGAUAGUGAACAUCUAUAUAUUUAUUUUGCUCUAGAAUGAGUGAAAUAUAAACAUGAGAUCUAGGAAACAAUGCUUUUUAUUAAAAAAAAAACUGUAAACAAUUGUGUAUACCUAUCUAUUUAUAUGUACUAGAAUGACUAAAAUGUAAAUGUAAAUUUUUUGUUAGUGUUGAACUAAUCAUUCAACAGUUCUAUAUGUUAUCAUCUUUUUUUGGUACUCCGAUAGAAAACCCCUGGUAUCCAGUAAUUAUAUUGUACUAAAACUAAUAUGAAGUUUAGUUAGUACUCAAAAAAUAUGAAGUUUAGUUACUAUUGAAUGUCAUAGUGGGAACUCUCUCAAUGGUUGUUGCUCCAUUCACAAAAGGCUUGAAACCAAGACAUUGCUCAAAUAGGACCGAGUUCUUUCCAUUCUAACUGCAGGUUGUUGGUAAAUUGUAUGUUAUUUUUAGUAUGCACAAAUUGUCAUUUGAAGGGAGUAUAGUCAAGGAAAUAAUCUUUGAAAAAAUAUAAUAUAAGAUGCUGUGGAUGCAAUUCUCCAUGGGUAUUGAAUUACUAAGAGUCUUCACAUAGGCUGUAUUUACAGUCACCCAUAGACACUAUAUAGACAUCAUAUCAUGGCAAUAAAUGUGUAACCGGCAUCGGGUCUCGCCAGUCGCAUUUCUUCUGCUAUGUGGUCUGCUGCAGAGUAGGUGUGGAAAAUUAAAUUCAGAGAACUAGAGAGUGGGGGAAGAGAGUGGGAAUGGGUAGAACACCUUGUUGUGACAAGAAGGGGCUGAAGAAAGGGCCUUGGACUCCUGAAGAAGAUGAAAAGCUCAUUGAUUUCAUCAAGAAGAAUGGGCAAGGCAGCUGGCGUUCUCUUCCCAAGCUUGCAGGACUUCUUCGCUGUGGGAAGAGUUGCCGUCUCCGAUGGACAAACUACCUCAGGCCAGACAUCAAAAGAGGUCCAUUCAGCUCUGAGGAAGAGAAGCUUGUGAUACAAUUACAUGGCAUUCUUGGCAACAGGUGGGCUGCAAUUGCCUCCCAGUUACCUGGAAGGACUGAUAACGAGAUUAAGAACUUGUGGAAUACCCAUCUGAAGAAGCGCCUGCUUUCCAUGGGCAUUGAUCCUCAGACUCACGAGCCCUCAUCUGAAUCUAAUGGGCCACAGAGGAGACUGCCUACAACCCCCUCUGCCCGCCACAUGGCACAAUGGGAAAGUGCUAGGCUUGAAGCUGAGGCUCGCCUUUCAAGAGAAUCAAAACUCUUGGUUCCAUCAACAAUUGGAGGUUCUGAAGCUGACUUUUUCCUACGCAUAUGGAAUUCGGAGAUAGGAGAAGCAUUUCGUAAGUUAAAGAAAGGAGUCAAAUUUGCUUGUCAAAGUCCGAUCUCCCAAGCAUCUUCAUCAACAAAAUAUGGGUCAGCUUCAGGAACCACCACCGAGAUGGACAUCACUCUAGCUGGUUCUGCAGAUGCAGGGGGCAACCCAAAUGAAGAUCCAGAGGGGAAGAGUAACAGAUCUUACACCGAUGAUCCCCUACAAGGGUCUGAAACAUCAUGUUCCAACGAGUUGGAAGAUUCAUCUGAAUCAGCUCUACAACUUCUAUUGGAUUUCCCUACCUAUAACGACAUGAGCUUCUUAGGACACAAUGACACGUACAGCAUAUAUCCUGCGUUUUUGACCGAAAGCACUUUGAACUGCUCCUCUGCAGAGCAUUAAAGUCCCUUGUCCAUCUAGAGAACCAGAUUGUCUAUAUUUUUGAGCUGGUUGUUUUUUAGUAGCUCCAGCUGUAGAAUUCUGGACAUUGACUUUAUAUUAUGUGCCCGAGAGUAUGCAUAUACUAGUUGAUGUUUGUAUAAGAAUGUAUCCAUCUAGUCUGGUCUGGUCUGGUCUAGUCUAGUAUUGUACCCUACUGCACUGCAAGUAUUGUUUUGGUAUAUGUUAUUUAGUGUUGCAAGACUACAAAUCUGGUCUAAAACUUGUUUCUGAAA